Molecule: messenger RNA, 960 nt
Organism: Penicillium verrucosum
Lineage: Eukaryota; Fungi; Ascomycota; Eurotiomycetes; Eurotiales; Aspergillaceae
Product: sugar phosphate isomerase/epimerase family protein
Exons: 2
Coding region: 1-960 (319 amino acids)
Source: RefSeq, a predicted model, not a curated record
AUGGCACCCAACAAACUAGCAAUCGCCAGCAUCUCCCUAAGCCAAUAUCCAGGCCACAUCCUCGACGACAAAAUCCGCGCCGCAGCCCAAGCCGGCAUCGCGGGGAUCGAAAUAGUCUACAAUGACCUCCUCACCUACAGCCAAACCGCAAACAUCCCCAUACACACAGCAGCCCAAAGAAUCCACACUCUCUGCCAGGAAACCAACAUCCAAGUCCUCUCCUUAGCGCCCUUCGAAAACUACGAAGGUUCAACAACCCCCUUAAAAGAAAGACUUAGUCUCGCCGCGCACUGGCUCGAGAUAGCCCGUCUGCUACACGCACCUUACCUACAAGUCCCAUCAAUCUUCACAGCAGACUGCAGCCGCGACGAAAAAACUAUCAUCUCCGACCUCCAGCAACUAUCCGAUCUAGCCAGCUCUAUAAAACCAGUAGUAUCAAUCGCCUACGAGCCACUGUCAUGGGGAACGAACAUCUCAACCUGGGAAAGCGCCCUGUCAACCGUGGAGCGGGUCGACCGUCCGAAUUUCGGACUGUGUCUGGAUACGUUCCAUGAAGGGACGCGGAUGGACGCGGAGAUGAAACUACGGGAUUCGCUGAGGAGGUUUGUGCGGGAUUGUCCGCGGGAGAAGAUUUUCUAUGUGCAGCUUUCUGAUGCGGAGAGGUUUGAGACGCCUUAUUCUUUGGCGCAUCCGUGGGCUUUGGCUGGUGAGGCGAAGGAGUUUACUUGGUCUAAGCAUGCUAGGCCUUUUCCUUUGGAGGUUGAGUUUGGGGCGUAUUUGCCUGUUGUUGAGAUUGCUAGGGCUUGGAUUGUCGAGGUUGGGUUUGAGGGGUGGGUUUCUAUGGAGGUUUUUGAUCGGAGGAUGAGAGAUGGGAGGGUUAGUCCUGAGACUGCGGCUAGGCGGGCGGUUGAGUCUUGGAGGAAGGUUCAGGUUGAGAUGGAGGGUAAGCCGAGGCUUUGA